AUGCCCGUCCAUCACCUCAUGGUCGGCACGUGGACGCCGCCAGGAGCCAUCUUCACGUUCGCCUUUGACGAUGAAAAGCUCACCGUCGAGCUAGUUAAGCGAACGCCAAUCCCAGAAGAUGAACCCAUUUCUUGGAUGGCCUUUGACCACGCCAAAAAGACCAUCUACGGCGCCGCCAUGAAGAAAUGGUCCAGCUUUGCCGUCGAGUCCCCAACAUCCAUCAUCCACCAAGCUUCCCACCCAAUGCUUCACCAGCCCGAAGCGUCCUCAGCAUCCACAAACACGCGCGCCAUCUUCCUCCUGGCCGCCAAGCAGCCCCCUCACGCAGUAUACUGCAACCCGUUCUACAGCCACGCCGGCCACGGCACCGUCUUCUCCUCGUCCCCCUCAGGAGCCCUCGAGGCCGCCGUCCAGCACUACGCCUACCAGCCCGACUCUGGCGUCCACGGCAUGGUCUUCGACCCGUCAGAGACGUACCUCUACUCCGCGGACCUCAGGGCCAACAAGAUCUGGACUCACCGCCGGCGAAGGGAGGCGCCGUCGUCUCCCGACAACGCAACCCUCGAGCUCGUCGGCUGCGUCGAAUGCCCCGACGAGACGGACCACCCCCGCUGGGUGGCCAUGCACCCCUCCGGCAACUACUUGUAUGCCCUGAUGGAAAAAGGCAACCGAAUCUGCGAGUACCUCGUCGAUCCUGCCACGCACAUGCCCGUGUACACGCACAAGCAGUACCCCCUCGUCCCGCCCGGCAUCCCCGAUCGGUGGGCCAUGUAUCGUGCUGAUGUGUGCUCGCUAUCUCAUUCGGGCGAAUAUCUGUUUGCGUCCUCGAGGGCAAACUCGUUUGACCUGACAGGCUACAUUGCCGCCUUCAAGCUGGGCAAGAACGGUGCCAUCGAGAGGCAGAUAUGCCUCAAUCCCACGCCAACCAGUGGCGGCCACAGCAAUGCCGUGGCCCCAAGUGACUGGUGCGACGAAUGGAUAGCCAUUACCGACGACCAGGAGGGCUGGCUGGAGAUUUAUCGCUGGCAGGACGAGUUUCUGGCGCGCGUAGCUAGAGUGAGAGUGCCCGAGCCAGGAUUCGGUAUGAAUGCCAUUUGGUACGACUGA
Molecule: messenger RNA, 1107 nt
Organism: Metarhizium album ARSEF 1941
Lineage: Eukaryota; Fungi; Ascomycota; Sordariomycetes; Hypocreales; Clavicipitaceae
Product: 3-carboxy-cis,cis-muconate cyclase
Exons: 3
Coding region: 1-1107 (368 amino acids)
Molecular function (GO): 6-phosphogluconolactonase activity; protein binding
Source: RefSeq, a predicted model, not a curated record